AUGACUGUGAGGAGAGUCCACAUCCGCCUACUGGUGCUGCUCCUCUACCUCUGGGCCAGACCCGCGUCAACUGAGAGCUCAGAGGGUCAGCUGCUGUGCCUGUGCGACAGUCCCAAGUGCCAGCAGGAGCAGUGUCGCGGCACGCGCUGCUUCUCGUCGGUGCGGGUUGGCUCCAACGGAGUGGUUUUCGAACGUGGCUGCCUGGAGGGUCCCAAGAAGACCCGCCUGCACUGCUCCACGGCGCCCUCCUCCCACCAGGCUAUCCGCUGCUGCUCACGCAACCUGUGCAACCGCAACACCACCAGAAGUGCUGUCAUGGCCUUGCUGCCUUCAGCUCCGCAGGGUGAGCCGGUUGGUUAUGGGGCCGGCAAGCUGGCUCUCCUGGCGCUGGGCCCGGUGGCGGCGCUCGCGUUGCUGUUGGCGGCGGCGGCACUGGCGUGCGGGAGGCUCCGCCGCGGACGCCCGCGCAGGCUUCAGGAGUUCGACACCGAACAGGGCGCCGCGGACGGCCUCGUCAGAGCCAACGUGGGAGACGGCACUUUAGCCGACCUGCUGGACCACUCGUGUACUUCAGGAAGUGGCUCAGGCCUUCCUUUCCUGGUUCAGAGGACUGUUGCUAGACAGAUUAGUCUAAUGGAGUGUGUAGGCAAAGGCCGCUACGGCGAGGUGUGGCGUGGCCAGUGGCAGGGCGAGAACGUGGCAGUCAAGAUCUUCUCCUCCCGGGAUGAAAAGUCCUGGUUCCGAGAGACGGAGAUCUACAACACCGUGCUCCUGAGACACGAAAAUAUUCUCGGCUUCAUGGCCUCCGACAUGACGUCGCGCAACUCCAGCACGCAACUGUGGCUGAUCACGCACUACCACGAGAACGGCUCUCUGUACGACUACCUUCAGCGCGUGGCCGUGGAGACGCGCGAGGGCCUGGCCAUGGCGGCGUCGGCAGCCAGCGGCCUGGUGCACCUACACGCCGAGAUCUUGGGCACAGAGGGGAAACCGGCCAUCGCGCACCGCGACUUGAAAAGCAAAAACAUCCUGGUGACCAAAGAGCUACGCUGCUGCAUCGCCGAUUUGGGUCUGGCCGUCACACACUCACAGGCGGACAACCUGUUGGACGUGGGCAACAAUCCCAAAGUGGGCACCAAGCGUUACAUGGCCCCCGAGGUCUUGGAUGAAAGCAUCCAGACGGAGUGCUUCGACGCUUUCAAGCGGGUGGACAUCUGGGCCUUCGGAAUGGUUCUUUGGGAGAUCGCCAGACGCACAUACAGCAACGGUAUCGUAGAAGAAUACAAGCCCCCAUUCUACGACCAGGUGCCAAACGACCCCAGUUUCGAGGACAUGAGAAAGGUGGUGUGCGUAGAGCAGCAGAGACCCUUCGUUCCCAAUCGCUGGUUCUCGGAUCCGACUCUGUCAGCUUUGGUGAAGCUGAUGAAGGAGUGCUGGUAUCAGAACCCUUCCGCUAGGCUGACAGCGCUGCGCAUCAAGAAGACGCUGGAUAAGAUUCACAGCUCACUGGACAAGGUGAAGGACUCGUGA
Messenger RNA from Nerophis lumbriciformis (worm pipefish), 1530 nucleotides. NCBI's taxonomy places the organism in Eukaryota, Metazoa, Chordata, Actinopteri, Syngnathiformes, Syngnathidae. The record is from RefSeq and is a predicted model, not a curated record.